Paramormyrops kingsleyae is the source of this 3045-nucleotide messenger RNA. Its product is annotated as mitogen-activated protein kinase kinase kinase 8-like. The record is from RefSeq and is a predicted model, not a curated record. NCBI's taxonomy places the organism in Eukaryota, Metazoa, Chordata, Actinopteri, Osteoglossiformes, Mormyridae. Gene Ontology annotation, biological process: protein phosphorylation. Gene Ontology annotation, molecular function: ATP binding; protein kinase activity.
CCUCGCGGUCUGGGUUUCCCGUUUGCAGACUGCGUACGGGCACACCUGCCGAAAGGGCUUUCUGGCAUAACCUAAGCAUUUUAUAAGUAAGAUAAGCUACAGUACAGCGAUCAGUACGUUCCUCUUCGACCAAACAUUUUAAAUGCAUAAAGAACGCGAUAUUACGUUUGCAAUUGCAAUUUCAGAAUAUGCGUGAACGGUGCUGACAUGUAUUUAAACAGUAACAGACUAGAGCUUGGAAAGUUUGCUUGUCCGUGCCCUCGCAGGCAACCGGAAAAAAUAAGGUCAUCAAAGCAUUUUAUACGCCCUAUAUCUCAACCCGCAUGGAUCGGCUCUGGGAGUCUAUACUGUGUAUUUGUCUAGUGUGUAUAUGUGGAGUCUUAGAUUACGUACGUGUGUUUCCCUGCAUGCUCUCCCGACACUUAAUGUACAACGAAGUAACAGGUAGAUGCGUAUUUCGAUAGAUGAUUUAGGAAAUGGAGCGUCAAGGAUUUAAUCCAGUUAAUACGGGGAUUCCCCUGUCUGACGCCGCAAAUGACGUAGUUUAGUAAGCAACCAUUUGUUUGUUUCCUGUACCAAGUAUAUGGAAAUAAGAUGUGGGGGGGAAGCAUUUCUUGUAAGUGUGUUUGUGUGUCUGGACACUCCGUGCAAUGUUUCCAUCUGCACCACCCAGGAUAACGUUGUGUUACAUUAAGCCUUCCGUGAGAGGUGAACUAUUUUCUCACGACACGAACUUUGCAUUAAUUGAUAAGGAGAUUAACACGAUGGUCUCCUUUCUUCCUGGCGGCGUGACGGCUCAUCACUGGAUUGCAAAGCACGGAUAUGGUAGAGACGACCACGUCUUCACCGGAACACAUGCACCCAUUUCGAGACUGUCCUCAACACCCGCUCCCGCAGAGAGGCAUCACUAAAAUCUGCCAUCACUCUGAAACGUUUAUUACUCUCCCCCCUUUAACCUCAUAAUUUGGCUACAAUUUAUAAAUUAUAGCAGGUGCAUGUAUAAAUCUGCCGUGAGGUUGGCUCUGUAUGACUAUCCCCAGUGUGUUUGUGCCUUGCAGUAUGAUUUAGACGAAGUUUUACUGUUCUGGAGUAAGAACACAUGUAAGCAUUUAAAUGCAAUGUAAUGUGAAUAUGGCAGACUUCAACAUUUUAGUAAGGAAAAAAAAAACACGAACUUUUGUUGACUUAAGCUAUGCAUUUUGUAUCAGUUAGCUGAAAACAUGCUUUCUUUAAACUUCUAAUAUGAAGAAGUGAAAAAAAUUAUUACGAAACCCUGAGAGUGUUUGUGAAGUUUGGUAACGGGGAGGAGUUUGAGACGGGAACGCUUUACGUAGGCCACUCCCCGUCUGUGAAUAUCGUGAAUGGUGUUGGUGGUAACGCCAUACUGGUGUGUGCUAGGUGUAGAUGCAGGGUCACAGCUGGUGCUCACGCUUCGAGUCAAGAAACAUUUCACUCCUAGGUCAGACAAUCAUAGUGAUACUAUGAGACUUACCAACCAGACUGCUGUCGACCUUCUUCUGGCAAAUAUGGAUAUUGGCAGCUUCAUGAAACUGGAGGACCUUUUCCAUCCUCGUGGAGAUCAAAGCUCACUCUUUGAAGACUCCGUCUUCCAAGAUGAUAUGGGAGAAAAAGAGGAGAUGAAUGACUGUCCUGAGCCUGGUGGUUUGGUCACAAAAUGGAGUGACAGAGUCAGAUAUGGGACCAUGUUUGAUCUCCUGGAUUUUGUUAACCUGAUAUCAAAUGCACAAAGUGGCCUCCAUAUGCCAGACCUGACAGAAGAGAUGGGGAUAGUGAUCAACAAGGCCUACUUGGCGGUGAAGGAAGGACGCUAUCGUAUCAAUGCAGACGUCUUCCUGUUUCCAUGGAUGCCAACCUUCCAGAAUCUUCAGCUUGGCCAGGUCCGCAAGGGGGCCUUCGGAAGGGUCCACCUAGGCCAGGACACACAAACGGGGAAGCGGAUGGCCUGCAAGCUGAUUCCUCUGGAGGAUUUUGGAGCGUCUGAGGUGGAGAUCCAGGCUGGGCUCCAGCACCGGAACAUAGCAGAGCUGUUUGGUGUUGUGCUCUGGGACCGGACCAUGCAUCUGUUCAUGGAGGCCGGGGAAGGCGGCUCGGUUCUGGAGAAGCUGGAUAGCGCUGGGCCCAUGUGGGAGAGCGAGAUCAUCUGGGUGACCAGGCAGAUCCUCAGGGGCCUGGAUUACUUGCAUUCCCGCAGGGUCAUCCACCACGACAUCAAACCCAGCAACAUCGUCCUGAUGUCUUCCAAAGCCGUCUUGGUGGAUUUUGGACUCUCUGUGAAGAUGACUGGGGAUUUGUACUACCCUAAGGACUUCCGUGGGACAGAGCUUUACAUGAGUCCGGAGGUAGUGCUGUGCCGGGGUCACAAUACCAAGGCUGACGUCUACAGUUUGGGGGCCUCUAUCAUCCACAUGCAGACGGGACACCCCCCCUGGGUGCGCCGAUACCCCCCAUCGGCCUACCCCUCCUACCUCUAUAUAAUUCACAAACAGGCCCCGCCCCUAGAGGACAUCGCGGAUGCCUGCAGCGCCGCCCUGCGUGGCUUCCUGGGCCGCGCCCUGGACAGGAACCCCCAGCUACGGGCUUCGGCGGCCGAGCUGCUCCAGGACUCCGCCCUCCGUCCCCACGGGAAGGCCCAGUCACGCUGCCAGAGCCUGGACUCUGCCCUGGAAGAGGCCUCCAGUGCCCCGCCUCCACGGCACGCCCAGCUGCAUGAUGGCACGCGGAAUUCGCCGUGCAUGCUGGGAUUGCGUUUCACAAACGGGGACUGCCCGGCAGCCCCUGAUAAGACGCUGCGGUCCUACUCCACGAUGGUGUGACUGGUCAGAUUGGUUAGUGUUGAUAAAACUCCGAAGAUCUCGCUUAUCUCUCAGACUUAAUUUCUUUUAUGCAAACUGGUCCUUGUCUAGUCAAAUGGACACCAUUCGUACGAGAAGAACAGACUCACUCUGUGCCAACCUCGGGCAUCUGGCUAACGGCUAGGAAACUAUGUGAGUGGUGCAAACCUUGGGGACUGGGUGACAGAGGAAA